This is a messenger RNA of Spinacia oleracea (spinach), 5334 nucleotides long. RefSeq lists its product as uncharacterized. The transcript is spliced from 2 exons. Lineage: Eukaryota; Viridiplantae; Streptophyta; Magnoliopsida; Caryophyllales; Amaranthaceae. Gene Ontology annotation, biological process: DNA integration. The record is from RefSeq and is a predicted model, not a curated record. Bases 1 to 5334 code for a protein of 1777 amino acids. Gene Ontology annotation, molecular function: nucleic acid binding; RNA-DNA hybrid ribonuclease activity.
AUGGAUCUCUCACAUAAAGACAGUAAAAAAUCAAAGAAAAGUCAGGAAAAAGCAACAACCCCGCAACCGGCGACAACCUCCAAGUUCCAACCCUCACUUCUAAACCCCGCCCAUCCAUUACAAGCACAAUCAGUUAUAAGCCCAGCAACAAAAAACACCUUGAUACCGGCACAAAAGGAAUUCACAGUGGAGGACGAUGACGAGUUAGAAAUAGAAAGCCCUGCCAGAGAACAACCGAAAACUCCGCUGGAGCAGACGCUGCAGGAGAGCCUGUCUCCUCUGUCGGAAGUAUUCUCGGGAGAGCAAUUGAAAACAUUGUCAGCAGUGAUGGCCGCUUUGUCAGAGCUACCUGCCUCGCAACAGCCAGGUUCAGUCGGCAGUCUAAGAAAGACCAGGUCGGCGGUUCCCCAGCUACCGGUUAGGGAUCUCCUAACCGCCCUGAAUCAAGAAAACACCCCCGAAAAAAGGAAGCGCUCGGAUCCGGCGGAAACAGAAUGGCCUGAAACAGAGCAAGUCCCAACCGCGGAAUAUGAGCGAAGAGCGCCGGUUCUACAGAUAGCUAGACGGCAGACAAUCCAGCCCAAGGAUUCUCCUCUGUGCCGGGAAAUCCUAGAAGAAAGGAUGGAAAGGAUAAAAAUCCCGACAGGGAGAUACGAUGGGACGACGGAUCCGGAGGAUCACUGCACCACAUUCGAACAGCACAUGAUGCUGUACACAGAUUCUGAUGCCAUGUGGUGCAAAGUAUUCCCAUCCACGCUCUUAGGAGUUGCAGCAAGCUGGUAUAAGGGCAUAGAGGCACACUCCAUAUACAGUUUUCGACAGCUGCAGACGUCGUUUUUGUCACGAUUUGUGAGCAAACAGAAGAGAAAGAAAUCGUCGGGAGAGUUGAUGUCGUUCGCUCAAAGAGAUAGAGAGCCGUUAAGAGAUUAUCUCACCCGCUUUAACAACGAAUCAAUCACUAUUCCCAAUUUGCAGCAGGAGGUUGCUGUUCUGGCUCUGAUGAGGGGAAUGCAAGAGUGCGAAUUCAAGAAGUACCUCAGCCGGAAGUCGUACACCAAUCUGGGUGACGUCCUGCACAAGGCCAAUGAGUACAUCAGGGGGGAUGAAAUGAUGAAGAUCUCCAAUGUGGUUGUGGGAACCGGCGGAAAUGUCGGGUACAAUCCAGGCUACAACCCGCAGGCGGGAAAAGGAGGAAACAGUUUUCAUCAGAGCAAUAAUCAGCAAGGGGCCAGCCAGAGAAACCAGAAUAACAGAAAUGCCAAUCCACAGGGGCAGAAACCCCGGCAAGACAGAAGGGAGUCCAGAGGACUCUUUGAUAACUACACUCCGCUGAACACACCGCGGACGGCAAUUUAUAACAUAAACAACAAAAUGGACGGCUGGAUAAGGCCGCCACCAAUGCAGAGUAGGGAAAGGAAUUAUAGGGCGAGGCAAGGAAAUGGUAACAACAACUCGGUGGGGGGAAACCCUGCCAAUUCAUACCGGCCACAACAGCAAAAUCAACAACAAUACCCUAGAAUCGAACAGCCAUAUCAGCCACCUAGAAUCGAGCAAAAACAGCCGAAAACCAGUGCCAGAGCAGAACAGAGGGAUGGCGGGAAAAAACCACCCGUGUAUGUAAUUUCUGGCGGUCCAGUCCACGGAGGGACAAUAAGCGGCGCCAGUAGAAGCUUGGAGGAACACAGGCACAUGGUAAACUAUCAUAACACAAGAGUGUGGCCUAACCCACCCAGCAUACCAGUGAUGACGUUCUCGGAAUCGGAUUACAGAGGCAUCAUUUUCCCGCAUGAUGACCCGCUAGUUCUUACAAUUGAUAUAGCAAAUGCCGAUGUGAACAGAGUACUGGUAGACGGCGGCAGCUCAGCAAACAUCAUCUUCUGGGAAGCCUUCAAACAAUUGCACAUACCAGAGGACGAGCUUCAAAGGGUGAACUACCCAGUAAUCGGUUUCUCAGGAUCUACAGUUUACCCAGAGGGUAGUAUACGGCUGCCGGUGAAAAUCGGAGAAGGAUCUGAAAUGCGAGAUCUCAUGGUGGAUUUCCUAAUCAUUAAAGUACCAGCGGCCUACAAUGUGAUCAUCGGUCGCCCAUUCAUACAUGACGUGCAGGCGGUAGUCUCCACCUAUCACUUGACAAUGAUAUAUAUGUCGAACCUGGAAAAUAUCGAGCUGGAGGUUGGAAACAUGGAUAGAACAGUCGUGAUCGGUACAGAAAUGGGGAGUGACAUGAAGGUCAACCUCAUAAGCUUGCUGAGGGAGCACGCGGACAUCUUCGCAUUCUCGGCGGAUGAGAUGCCUGGUAUCGAUCCAGAGAUAAUGGUCCACCGGUUAAACGCCGACAGAAAUGUUAGGCCUGUACGGCAGAAAAAACGUAAUUUCUCCACGGAAAAAAUGGCAGGAAUACAAGAAGAGGUGGAUAAACUGCUGGCGGCUGGUUUUAUUGAGCCAUGUGACUACCCUGAAUGGUUGGCAAACGUAGUAAUGGUAAAAAAGUCAAGUGGGUCAUGGAGAAUGUGCGUAGAUUUCACCAACCUUAACAGGGCAUGUCCGAAAGAUUUCUACCCACUACCACGGAUUGAUAGGCUGGUAGACUCUACUAGCGGCCAUGCAAUGCUCAGUUUCCUAGAUGCUUUCUCAGGGUAUCAUCAGGUCAGCCUGCAUAAAUCAGACAGGAAGAAGGCGACCUUUAUCACGGAUGCAGGAGUUUUCUGUUAUAAGGCGAUGCCAUUCGGGUUGAAAAAUGCAGGGGCAACGUAUCAAAGGCUGGUCGACAAGGUGUUUGCCGACCAAAAAGGCAGAAACGUGGAGGUCUAUGUAGAUGACUCUAUCGUAAAAAGCCGGAAGGAGGAGGAUCAUGUUAGCGACCUCCGAGAAACUUUUGAAACUUUGAGAAAAUACAGGAUGAAAUUAAACCCAAAAAAAUGCGUCUUCGGAGUAAGGUCGGGAAAAUUCCUGGGUUUCUUGGUCAGCGAGCGUGGCAUAGACGCUAACCCUGAAAAAGUAGAAGCAAUCAUCAGUCUGCCGCAACCCAAAAGCGUAAAAGAUAUACAGCGGUUGACAGGAAAAAUGGCCGCCUUAAACAGAUUUGUGAGCAAGUCGGCAGAUAAGCAAAUGCCCUUCUUCACAACCUUGAGGCAAAACAAGAAGUUCAAAUGGGGGCCGGCAGAGCAAGAGGCUUUUGAAGCUCUAAAAAGUCACCUAAAGAACCUGCCAACAAUAGCAAGAGCAAAAGAGGGCGGCAAAUUACAAUUGUACAUAUCGGCGUCGCCAAAAACAGUUGCAGCAGUACUGGUAGCUGAAACAGAAAACAAAGGGCAGCAGCCGGUAUAUUUUGUGAGCCAUGUUCUAAACGGCCCAGAAACAAGAUACACGUUGGUGGAAAAAAUGGCAUAUGCAGUCCUCAUCGCGGCUAGAAAGUUAAGACCAUACUUUGAUGCGCAUACAAUCGAAGUGCUAACAAACUUUCCUCUCGAAAAAGCCAUCAGCAAGCUAGAUACAUCAGGCCGGUUGCUAAAAUGGGCAAUAGAGUUGUCCGAGUUUGACUUGGAAUUCCGGCCAAGAACUGCAAUCAAAGCCCAGGCAUUGGCGGACUUCAUAGUUGAAGCGUCAUACCAAGAAGAUGAAGUACAAGCUGAAGUAUGGGAUGUGUCAGUGGAUGGUUCAGCUGCACAGACAGGCAGUGGGGCUGGAAUAAUCAUGAAAUCGCCAACAGGAGACAUUUUUGAGUAUGCUAUAAAGUUUAUGUUCAACGCGUCAAAUAACGAGGCAGAAUACGAGGCAGCAAUUGCCGGCAUCCAAAUGUGCCUCGCAGCAGAUGCCAAAAGAGUAAUACUGACAACAGACUCCCAGCUGGUAGCAAGUCAAUUCAGCGGAGAAUAUGAGGCCAAAGAACCUUCAAUGGUCAAAUACCUGGAGAAGUUGAGGUCAGUGUCGGCUCAGCUAGAGAAAUUCAGCAUUAAUCUGGUACCCCGAGCAGAAAACACACUGGCAGACGCACUAUCAAAGUUAGCAAGUUCAAAUGUCGCCGACUUGAAAAGAACAGUCAUGAUGGAAGUCAUGAAUAAGCGAAGUACGGAGUCGGAGGUAAUACGGGUCAUGGCCAUCACAACUACCUCAGAAUGGUACGAUAAUAUCCAAACAUACAUACAGACUGGAGCCCUAACAGCAGAUUUGGCAGAAGCCAAAAAGACAAAAAGGGACGCGGUUUGGUACAUCAUCCUGUGGGGACGGUUGUACAAAAAGUCAUUUAGCCUGCCAUUCUUAAGGUGCCUGACAGCAUUCGAGUCAGCAAGGCUGAUCGAAGAGAUGCACGAAGGAACAUGUGGGAACCAUGCCGGUGGAAAACCCCUUGCCAUCAUCUGUCAAAGGCAAGGCUAUUACUGUCCAACAAUGUUAGAAGAUUGUCGAGCUUAUGUAAAAAAGUGCGAGAAAUGUCAAAAGUUUUCAGCUGUGAUAAACUUGCCAGCCAAUGAUUUGAUGCCCAUUCUGAACCCAAUCCCAUUCGCACAAUGGGGAAUGGAUAUUGUUGGACCAUUCCCAAUGGCGGCUGGAGGGCGCAAGUUCUUAAUAGUAGCAGUGGACUACUUCACCAAGUGGAUAGAAGCAGAGCCGGUAGCAAAAAUAACGGCAAACCAGGUGAAAAAGUUCACAUGGAAAAAUAUAAUAACAAGAUUCGGGCUGCCGCAGGCAAUAGUUUUUUAUCAUGGAUCAAAGUUUGAUUGUGCACCCAUACAAUGCUUCCUGGGAUUAUACAGAGUAAAGUUAGCUCACUCGUCAGUAUGUCACCCACAGAGCAAUGGACAAGCAGAGGCGGCGAAUAAGCAAAUCCUGGCUGCACUGAAAAAGAAGCUAGAAGACUGUAAAGGCAAAUGGGCAGAUCUUAUGCCAGAAAUUCUGUGGUGCAACAGAACUGCUAUCAAGGAGGCUACCGGCGAGAGUCCAUUUAAGUUAAGCUUCGGGUCUGAGGCUGUCAUACCGGCAGAAAUGGCUCUGCCAACCAUGCGAAUCCAGCAUUACGAUGAGGAGAGAAACGAUCAGCUGCUGCGACAUCAGUUGGAUUUCAUGCCAGAAAUCAGUUCGGCAGCAUACAAAAGCAGAAUGAGCAGAGCAUACAACAAGAAAGUGAAACACCGGCCUCUAGGAGUAGGAGACCUGGUACUGCGGAGAACGGCGGCAACAGGAAAAGGAAAUGCUCAAGGAAAACUGACAGCCAAUUGGGAAGGACCAUACCAGAUAUGGGAGGAAAUUGUUCCUGGAUCAUACCGGUUAAUGCAAAUGGAUGGUACCGCGCUCAAAAACUCCUGGUACGCCAGUACUCUGAGAAAGUACUAUGUUUGA